AAUUCUCAAUUAGAAAAUUAUAAUAAAAAUUUAGAAGAAGAUGAAAAUGAUGAAAGCGAUGAAUUUUUAUUUAUUUCUAAAUACCAAUUACAAAAAUAUCAUCAAAUUUAUAAUAAUGUUAAAAUUGUUAAUAAUUUGGAAGAAGAUAAUUUAAAUAAUAAUGAAUUAACAACUAUUAAUAAUAAUGAAGAAACUUUUAUAAAACAGUUAAGUGAAACAAAUUGUUGUCAAAAUAAUUGUUUAAAAGAAAAAAUUAAUUUUAAAAAAGCUUUUUUAAGAAAUUUUAAUUUUCAAUUAUUAUCUAAAAGUAACCAAGAUUCUUUUUUAAUGGGUUAUUUUAUUGGUAGUUCAAAUUUAAAAAAUACUUCUAAAGGCAAUAAAAGAAUUAGAAUAUAUUAUAAUUAUUCUUUUGAUUCGGAAGAAAUAUGUUUACAAGCUUUUAAAUUUAUUUAUGAAAUUGGAUCUACAAGAAUAGAAAAUAUUAGAACUCAUUUAUCUCAGGAAGAUAUUAAAGCUAGAAUUCAUAAAUCUGCUAGAAAAUCUAGUCAUACUGCAAUACCUUUUUUUACAAUUUUAAAAAUAAUUAAUUUUAUUUUAAGUUAUGCUAAUAAAUGGGGACUUCUAUCACCAG
This is a messenger RNA of Dentiscutata erythropus, 631 nucleotides long. Lineage: Eukaryota; Fungi; Glomeromycota; Glomeromycetes; Diversisporales; Gigasporaceae. The record is from the annotation of a GenBank genome assembly.